AUGAGGCUGCUCGAGCACAAGCUCAGCAAGUCAGAGGGCAUCAUUCGAGACCAGGCCGACUGCAUCGCUAAGUACUCAGAGCGGAACGUAAAGCUAACGACUAUGCUCGAGCAUCAGCAGAAGCUUCUGUCGUCUCUCGAGUUCGAGGUCAAGACCACGCAGACCAUGUGCAACUGCAUCAAGGAGACCGUGACUACAUUUGGCGAGAGAGUUCAAUCAGCGAAUGAAGAUGUAAGCGUCACCGCGAAGCAGAUGAAGCUGCAGGAAGAAGCGGUUGCCUCUCUGGAAGCCGAAGCGAGGCUUGUAUUGCAAUGGAAGACCGAGCACCUGAAGAAACUGACGGAGCUCGACGAGAGCGCGAAGCAGCGUAAGCGAGCAAUUGGGCAGCUCGAAGCUGCGCUCGAGCAGUCGAAGCGUACGCUCUCGCAAUCUGACCAAGACAAAGGUCGCUUGCAAGGCCAGAUUGCUGCCGAAGCCGAAGCGAUGACCAAGCUCACGUCGAAGGCUACACACUACCGAAACUCCUUAAAGCAAGUUCAAUCCGUGCUCUCACAACAUCAAGAGACAGUGGCCAGUCUUCGUGCUGCCCUUGAGGAGAGCACAGUCAAGGGCAAUGGCCUCUCGCAAGCCCUCAAGGAGCAGGCUGAAACAGCGGAAAGGGAGCGAGACGCCUUGCUCGGCCAACAGGCCGACUUAACGAGCCAAAUCGAGGUUCUGCGUUGUCAAGUGGACACCCUCAGCCAAAGCAACGAUGCUCGCAAUGCUGAGAUAGCUAGCCUCAACGAACAGCUACGUGCCUCUGAAGAGCAGCUUGAGCGUCAACAGGAGCGGUACGUUCGACCACUUAACGGCGAGAACAAUGACCUGAGAGCUUCCAAGGGCGACCUUCUGGCUGAGCUGCAAGAACUAAAGCAGUGGCUCGACUCGUCGAAGGAGCAGACUGCGCGGUUGGCAAGUGAAAGGGACGAGCAAGCGUUACUGAUCCUCGAACUACAAACCGAAUCGGCCGAAGUCCGGUCACUCUUCGAGGGCGAGCAAGCGGAACGCAAAAAGGCAGAAGAGGUUGCUGCUGAGAUGCGGGCACGGCUGGAGCACCAGCAAGCUGCAACGGCUCUCGUAGAGAGCGACCUCGGCUCGCUUCAGGCAGGAAGCGCGAACAUGCUUCACGAGGUCCAGCUGCUUCGCGGAGAGCUGCUCGAUCACGAAGCCACUAAGAAGCGAGCCUGCGACCUGGAGUCAAGAUUGGGCGCUGCCACAAGCAACCUCGAUGCGCUCCAGAAGACCGUCGCGUCCGCUCACGAGGCACGCGCAAGAGUCGAGGAGGAACUGCAAGCGAAGACCGACGAAGGCAGGAAGCUCGCCACUCUCUUGGACGAGGCUCGUCGCAAUAACGAAGUGCUGGCAAGUGCUGUGAGGCAAGAAGAGCGCAAGCUCGAGGAGAUCGGUGACCGUCUGAAUAUGGAGCAAAACAGGGCCGACGAAGCCUUCGCACAACUCAGCGCCGAGCGUGAUGCGAAAGAGCGGGAGCUCAAAAAGCAACUCCAGAAGCUGCAGGAGACGCUACACGAGAAGGUGCCUUGA
Molecule: messenger RNA, 1581 nt
Organism: Acanthamoeba castellanii str. Neff
Lineage: Eukaryota; Discosea; Longamoebia; Acanthamoebidae
Exons: 9
Coding region: 1-1581 (526 amino acids)
Source: RefSeq, a predicted model, not a curated record